CUCGACCCACCGAACGUAACCCAGAUAAGCUCUGGACACAAUAUAAAACCUUUUUCAUACCCAACUACCUUGGAAAAAAGAAAAAGAAAAAAAAAAAAAGGCAACGAAGCAAAAACAGGGAGGAAAAAGAAAGCCCCAAAACAGCUGAGACAUCACCUCCUUGGACAGGUCUUUCUUUACCUUUUUCGUUGAACCACCCCUCCAAAAGGGUACCCCUUUCUCCCUCCUGAUCCUAUGCUUUCCUUCAGCUUUUUCCUUUUUCUUUUCCAGUUUUUAUAUGUGUAAUGGGAUGUUUUUUUGUGUCAUAUGUAGAUGCAUUUGCAUAUUAGUAUAUGUAUACAGGUUCAGUGAUUGUUUCUUGGUUUAUAAUUUUUUGCUACACGAUCUGAGACAUAUGUCAGAACUGUGAUAGCUUCAUCAUUGCUGUUGAUUUCGUUUAAUUGUGAGAUCAGUGUUUCUUUUGGUAUUAAAUUGAUCUUUUGAGCUAUUUAUUUUUUGGGUUAAUUACUGGUUGCAAUUUUACAAGAACUGCAUAACACGGAGUAAAUCUAUGCAACAAAAGUUUGUAUGUUUAGCCAGAGACGAGAGUGAGACCUGAGUAUUAGUGGUAAUUUUGUUGGUGAAGAUUGAAUAAUGUUUUUUAUUGUUUUCUUGAUCUUGCAAUGAGUUUGUGUGAAUCUGAAGUAAUAUGUUUUGACCAUCAAUACCUUAGAGGGAAACCUUUACCCACCCGGUUGAAUUAACUGCAUUUUCUUUCCGUUGACACAAGGAAGUGAGUCAUAUUUGUAUCUGCCCAUGUGAGUUGCACUUGAUGCAAGAAAAUGCAGUGAUUCAUAUUGGGUAGGUAUUGCAUUAUUCAAAAUUGAUAUUGGAGCACCGAUGUUUUAAGUAGAUUUAUAUGUUCAUUUCGCAGAUUUGAGAGAGACAAUCCAACCAGAUUCAAACGCAGAGUCCUCAUGCUGCUCAAAUAAAGGUGACCAUCACGUAAUCUAUAUUUCGGGCAAAACGUGACGGGCAAAGAAAUAAUAAACUUGGACAAUUUUGGGCACUCGCAGAAGAAGGUUUGCUUCAUAGAUGUGGCCUUUGUAUCUUCUCCUAAAUAAGCUUUUGAAAACAGACGAAGAACAUGUUCAUCGAUCAAACGGAGAUCAUUUAAGUUUGGUGGAAUCCUAUCCUUUUACACAGUCAGUAACUAGUGAGAAAUGCAAGGAUUCAGUCUUGCCCAAUUCACACUUUGUUGAGGUCCCACACAUAAACCAACUACGCAUGUGGGAUUGUGGUCUUGCUUGUGUUUUGAUGGUUUUGAGGGCCGUUGGCAUCAACAACUGCAGUAUUCAGGAACUGGAGGAGGUCUGCAGUACGACUAGUAUCUGGACGGUUGAUCUGGCAUAUUUAUUGCAAAAAUUUUCAGUUCCUUUUUCCUACUUCACUGUAACUUUGGGAGCAAACCCAAAUUUUUCUGUGGAGACAUUUUACAAGGAGCAAUUACCCAACGAUCUAGUGCGAGUCGACAUGCUAUUUCAGAAGGCACUGGAAGCCGGAAUUAAUAUACAGUGCGGUUCAAUUAGUGGAGAACAAAUUUCUCUCUUGAUCUUGUCUGGGAAGUACAUAGCAAUUGCUUUAGUCGACCAGUACAAAUUGAGUUGGUCUUCACUGGAGGAUGUUUAUAUCCCAGACUUCUAUAGUGGCAGCUCAGGAUACACUGGCCAUUAUGUCAUAAUCUGUGGCUACGAUUCUGUUACAGAUGAGUUUGAGAUUCGAGAUCCUGCCAGCUCUAGGAAACACGAGAGGGUCACAUCGAGGUGUCUAGAAGAGGCCCGCAAAUCCUUCGGUACUGAUGAGGAUCUUCUACUGAUAUCUCUGGAGAAGGGAGAUGAUGAGAACAGCCCUUCAAUACUACUAUCUGCACAGCACUGUUGACACUUGGUAUUCUUUCUUGGAUCCUACCAGCUGGUUGCAUCAGCUGUUGCAUAUAUUGUAAUUUUUUUUUCUGUAUAAUGUGUACUUUAAUCCAAUAUAUAUGUGAAUGUUCAAUAAUAACCCCUAUAUUGACUAGUUGGGGUUUUCCCUACAUGACUUGAAUCAUAUUUCCC
Molecule: messenger RNA, 2093 nt
Organism: Ilex paraguariensis (yerba mate)
Lineage: Eukaryota; Viridiplantae; Streptophyta; Magnoliopsida; Aquifoliales; Aquifoliaceae
Source: the annotation of a GenBank genome assembly